AUGACCAGUGAGGCAGUGGUGAGCGUUUCGAAAAAAGCAAAAAAUGUUGAUGUAACAAAGUUGGAAUAUCUAUCAAAUGAAUUGUUGAUGGAAUUACUUGAGUACAUUGACCUUUACAAUUUAUGUCGCUCAUUUUACAAUCAGAACUUUCGUUUGAAUGCAUUGAUUGAUAACAGAUCAGUCAAAUAUCGUACUAAUUUAUCAACAUCGAAAAAAUUUUCUUAUUUUUGUUGUAUGAUGCGAAAUAAAUAUAAUCGAAUUAUCUCAUUAACAGUGUCGGGUGACAGCUGUAUUCCUAGAUUUACAGCAUCAACGGUUCUCGAUGAACUGGUGGCUCUUCGUUCACUGACAUUAAAUGAAAUUACAACUAAGCAACUGGAAUUGAUUGUUCGUAAACUAACACGUUUGCAUCAAUUAGUGUUUAUAAAUGUUACACUGACUCAGUAUUUCUUCUCCCUCGAUAUUCAUCAUGCUUGUCGGCUGCUGCUAUACGAUAUUCCAUCGUUGAAGUCAGCUGUCAUCGAUUCAGGAACUAAUGUAAUUGUCAAAAUAUCAGAAAGUCUCCUGAAUAUAUCGAAUUUAGAUACGUUAACGUUUGCAGGGUGUCAAUCAAAUGUUUUUGAUUUCAUUCCGUUAGUCCGUCAAAUGCCAAAAUUACGUUCGCUCAAUAUUUCCUUACACCAAAAUCUGAUAUCAUUUGGUGUACUGUUGAAUACUUCGUCGUUUAUGCAUUUUAAUCUUGUUCGUUUAAAUCUAAAGAUCUUUAAUUUAUCGUUUGACCAUUUGUGUGAAACAUUGAAAAUUGUGCCAAAUGUCAAACAAUUAUCGAUCGGUGGUUGCAUAAGAGAUCCUAUAUUUCUGACUAGUGAACGAUGGAAACAGUUGCUACUGCAUGGAUCGUUAUCAAAAUUGGUAGAAUUCAUGGUCUCGAUACAAAUGUCUAUAGCUGAUGUGCCAAAUAAUGACGAGUUUCGAUCGGAUCCAUAUUUAAAUCAACGAAAAUUUAAAUUUGACAAUGGAUAUCUCAGUGCUCAGUAUAAGAAGCGAUGA
Molecule: messenger RNA, 1050 nt
Organism: Didymodactylos carnosus
Lineage: Eukaryota; Metazoa; Rotifera; Eurotatoria; Philodinida; Philodinidae
Source: the annotation of a GenBank genome assembly